This is a messenger RNA of Oncorhynchus keta (chum salmon), 4586 nucleotides long. RefSeq names its product histone-lysine N-methyltransferase NSD2-like. NCBI's taxonomy places the organism in Eukaryota, Metazoa, Chordata, Actinopteri, Salmoniformes, Salmonidae. Gene Ontology annotation, molecular function: protein binding; histone H3K36 methyltransferase activity. The record is from RefSeq and is a predicted model, not a curated record. Gene Ontology annotation, cellular component: nucleus; chromatin. Gene Ontology annotation, biological process: regulation of DNA-templated transcription.
AGCUGAGUGAGGCUGGAGUUGGAUGGGAUGGACCGUAAGGGAUGGUCUGGGAUGGACAGUACCAGUAAGGGGCGGUCUCUGCCCUCGGUGCCAGAGGCCCUCAACCCAGUCAGCAUGAAGCAGCCAUCGAGCCCCUGGGGGAGGAUGGGUCGGGGUGGGGGUGACCUGGGGGUGGACCCUGCCCUGCUGAUGGACAAGGCAGCUUCCCAGUUGGCCGUGACGCUCCAGGACAGUGUUCUAAACCAGAUGGCCUCUCAUGGUCAUAGUCAUGAGAGGCUGAAGGACCUGACGUCCCGCAUGCUGAACGGAGACCAGGACAAGCUGCCCAAGCUGUGCCCCUCCGAGCCCCCCAUCCUGAAGGGUACUGAGGCCCCCUCCUCCCACCCCAGCCCCCAGAGGAAGGCCACCUCCCCCGAGAUUAAACUGAAGAUCACCAAGAUGGUGUCCAAGGGGAAGCCGGCGCGCUUCGAGACGUUCUGUGGAGAGGGGCCCAACCUGCCUACUGAGGACCUCCUGGUUCCAGCCAGUAGGGCGGGGAGGAAGAGGAGACUCAUCAAACCCAAACCUCUGCACAAACUUGCCUCCAACCAUGACCCAGUUCCAGGGGAGAUGUCAGCUGCCAGUCAGCCAGAGGAGGGCACUGCUGCACCACAACAGAUCCAGCAGGCCAGUCCUCUGGUGGAACAGAGACAGGAAGAGGAGCUCCCUGUCAAUACAGUGUUCUCUGUGGGUGAUGUCGUGUGGACCAAGGUGUCAGGAUACCCAUGGUGGCCCUGCAUGGUCUCUACCGACCCAGAACUCAACACACACCUCAAACACAAAGCAAUUAACAGCCAUACGCCUGGCAUCCUAUAUCACGUCCAGUAUUUUGGGAACACCCCGGAGAGGGGCUACAUCUUUCAGAAGAACAUGGCCUCCUUCAGUAGGGAGGAACAAUAUGUUGAGCUCUGCCAUGGCAACAAACAACCAUCUUCCCAGGUCUUCCACAGAAAGAGUACCACUUCUUCCGUACCUCGGAAGCUCCAUGCCCAAUGGGUGGUGGGCAUCACUCAGGCCAAGGAAGCUGCCAGCCUGGCCCUGGAGGAACGCCUGGCCAAGUACACCUUUACCUACGAUACUAACGGGCCACACCUCAACCCCCGCCUGCAGGCUGAGCCCGGCUGUGCUGAGCAUGUCCCCGCUGAGCUCGGUCCCGCUGAGUUCGGUCCCGCUGAGCAUGGCCUCGACCUUGGACCAAAGCAGACAAAGGCCCAAACCCCGGACCAGGAGCUAUCCAGGCUGACCCUCCUGUCUCCCAGCCCAACCAGUUCCCAGGCCCAGCCCACCCCCACAGACUGCAGCACUUCACUGGAGAAAAAGAAGAGCGGCAGCCCCAGAACAACAGAUGGAACUGAGAAACAAGGGAAAUGGAAGCAGACCACUUCAACACUGAAAAAGGAAACAACUAAGAAGACUAAAGUCCUGGUCUCCCAUAAAGGACAAACAGAGAUGCCCUCUCAGGAUCUUGUCUCCCUAGCUCAGAGACUGAACUACUUGAACCUCACGAGCAGAAACAGAAGACGUCCAAACAGGUCCAAGGGGGUUGCCUUGACUACCAACAUGCUAGAAACCCUGUCACAUGCACCUGUAGCUGAGAAGGAUUGUCAGAAGAAGCAGCUGCCUUGUAAACAAGCUCUAGAAAUCGAUGAGGACAAGGACCAACAACCCAAGAAGAAACGCGAAGUUGGCGACAAACAGAAGGCUGUGUCAGCAGAGUCCUCCGCCCCCACGAAGAAGAGAAACAGAAAGAAAACAGAGACACAUGUUAAAGGAUUCCCUUGUUCUAAAGAACUAGAGAAGACAAAGCCAAUCAGGAAGAGGAGGCUGGACUCAGCCAGCCAGUUAGCAGCCUCCCAGACCAAGAAGAGGAAGAGAGCAGCAGCCAGUCCUGAGCCAGAGGGCUCUGGCAGUGAGGAGCGUCCAGAGUCCCCCAGUGACAGCAUAGACCAGGCCAACGGGGCCAAGAAGACUAACGGAGGAGGCCCCAAGAAGGAAUCUGUCUGUCAGGUGUGUGAGCAGGCUGGAGAGGAUGUGGUGCCAUGUGAGGGUCAGUGCUGUGGGUCCUUUCACCUCUCCUGUCUAGGAUCCACCCUGAAACCACAGGACAAGCUGCUCUGUCCAGACUGCACCUCAGGGGUGCACCAGUGUUUCAGCUGUAAGCUAUCGGAGGGGGAGGUGCAUCGCUGUAACGUGCAGCACUGUGGGAAGUUCUACCAUGAAGCCUGCGUCCGCCCCAACGCCCUCACGGUUUUCGACAAGGGCUUCCGCUGCCCCCUCCACUCCUGUCUCAGCUGCCACUCUAAACCCAAGGCUACCAAGGGUAAGCUGAUGCGUUGCCUGCGCUGCCCGGUGGCGUACCAUACAGGAGAGGUGUGUGUUGCGGCUGGCAGUGAGAUGUUGACCACCACCAUCAUCUGCACCAACCAUUUCUCACCCAAGAAGGGCUACAGCCACCACUCUCAUGUUAACGUCAGCUGGUGCUUCGUCUGCUCCAAAGGUGGUCAGCUCCUGUGCUGUGAGUCGUGUCCAGCUGCGUUCCAUCCAGACUGUCUGAACAUCGACAUGCCGGAUGGCAGCUGGUUCUGUAACGACUGCCGGGCCGGAAAGAAACCCAAAUACAGAGACAUCAUCUGGGUCAAACUGGGCAACUACAGGUGGUGGCCUGCAGAGAUCCAUCACCCUCGGAACAUCCCCACCAACAUCCAGCACCUUCGCCACGAGAUCGGAGAGUUCCCAGUCUUCUUCUUUGGUUCUAAGGACUACUUCUGGACGCACCAGGGCCGAGUUUUCCCCUACAUGGAGGGAGACCGGGGCAGCAGGUUCCAGAGGAAUGGGAUAGGGAAGGUCUUCAAGAACGCGCUGUUGGAGGCGGAGACUCGCUUCAAGGAGAUCAAGAUGGAACGUGAGGCCAAGGAAGCGCAGGAGAACAACCGGAAACCACCUCCGUACAAAUACAUCAAGAUCAACAAGCCCUGUGGCCGGGUGCAGGUCUACACAGCCGACGUGUCGGAGAUUCCCAAGUGUAACUGUAAGCCCACGGACGAGAAGCCGUGUGGGUUUGAGUCAGAAUGCCUGAACAGGAUGUUGAUGUACGAGUGCCACCCUCAGGUCUGUCCCAACGCAGAGCGAUGCUGCAACCGGGACUUCACCAAGAGACACUACCCAGAGACGAAGAUCAUCAAGACUGCUGGCAAGGGCUGGGGCCUGGUGGCACUACGGGAUAUUAAGAAGGGUGAGUUUGUGAAUGAGUACAUCGGAGAGCUGAUCGAUGAAGAGGAAUGUCGCUCCAGGAUCAAGUACUACCAGGAGAAUGACAUCACUCACUUCUACAUGCUCACCAUCGACAAGGAUCGGAUUAUAGACGCCGGCCCUAAAGGGAACUACUCCCGCUUCAUGAACCACAGCUGCCAGCCCAACUGUGAGAAGAAAUGGACGGUGAACGGAGAUACCAGGGUUGGGCUCUUCGCUGUCUGUGACAUCCCUGCUGGGACAGAGCUCACCUUCAACUACAACCUGGAUUGCCUUGGUAACGAGAAGACUGUGUGUCGCUGUGGGGCUCCCAACUGUAGUGGUUUCCUUGGAGACCGCCAAAGGUGAGCCUCCGGUUUCCAGGCCGCGGAGCCCAAGGGGAAGAAAGCCAAGAAGAAAGUGAAGAAGCGUCGGACACGGAACGAGGGGAAGGAGUCUGAGGACGAGUGUUUCCGCUGUGGAGACGGAGGGCAGCUGGUUCUGUGUGACAAGAAGAGCUGCACCAAGGCCUUCCACCUCUCCUGCCUGGACCGAACCAAGAGACCCUUUGGGCGCUGGGACUGCCCGUGGCACCACUGUGACGUGUGUGGGAAGCCAUCUGAGGCCUUCUGCCAGCUGUGCCCCAACUCAUUCUGCAAGAACCACCAGGAGGGGGCGCUACGGCCCUGGCUCCACACCGGACAACUCUGCUGCCAGGAGCACGAUGACCCCUGACCUGGAGCGGACUGACUGAUCAGGUGCCUCUAAAUGCUCCAAGAGAGGCCGACCUGCAGCAGAACAUGACCCAACUCCAUAAUAAUGUUUUCAAUAUGACUGACAGCACUGUAUGUCUCUCUCAUCAGGGAUUUUCUCAACAGCUCAUUCAACCAAUCGGGUCCUUCCACUCAGCUUGUACCUGUUGUGUUUGUCUGCACUGUGGUAGAAAGCACAAAGACAACAUGGCACCUCAGACAGAUACAGCAUUAGUCUCAUCAUUCCUCUCCCCAGUAGUUGUGUGUGUGUAUAUAUAUAUAUAUAUAUAUAUAUGUGUGUAUGUAUAUGAAAGACCAAAAUGAAAAUACUGGAAUAUUGUUAGUACCAGGUUGAAACUGUUUUUAUCUGAAGUAAUAUCGUAAGGCACUAUGGAUAAGUCUUGACUUACGUUUACUAUAGGCAAGUACUGCAUAUUGUUUUCAUUUGAGUAAUGUGAUGCCCACCUGUUCAGAGUUAUUAGAGCUGAAACUCCAUCACGUUGCUGCUGACCUCUAUAUGUACCUGUGGCUUUAAUACCGGAAUAAAGAGGACUUUAUUUGAAGUUA